GCUGGCACCGCCUGCCAGAUCCACAGCAGAUCUCAGCAAUUUAUCGCAUCGCCGCAUCUAACCCUCUCCAACUGUCUCUAACUGGCUCAGCCGGACAGGGCAUUUACAUUGAGGCUGCAGAGCUGUGUUGAGUUCACACUGAAGGAGUUGGUUCGCUGCUGAUGCUGGGGAGAUAAAUCCUUUAUCUCUCAUCUUCUCUUAUCGCCAUCUCUUCUCCCCCACCCCGUCCCCCGCCCGCGCAACUGAGUCGACACUGGGGGCAUAUUGGACGCGCUGGAUGGCUGCUGCACUUAGCGAACCGGCCUGAAUUGUUUUUCCAUCAUCAUCUUCCUCUGCCUUUGAGCCUUAAAACAAAACAGUAACUGCAGCAACAAUGACAGACCCGGUGACCCAAGAGUCCUACCCUGUCCCAGACCCGACUAUUGUGGAUCCCUGCCCGGCCACGGUGCGGAACGGCCAGUGCGCCCCGGAUGGCUUCACCAACAACCAUCACCAGCAAGCCAAACGCCCCAGCCAGUCAGAGACGUUCACCGCGGGCCAGGAGAUGAAAAUCACAGACAGUGUGGAGGGAGAAGGUCUCCUCGAGAGCAGCAUGCGUCUGAAGCCCCACGAGGCUCAGAGCUACAGGAAGAAGGCACUCUGGGUCUCCUGGGUCUCCAUCGUGGUCACACUCAUACUGGCGGUGGCAGCUUUCA
Micropterus salmoides (largemouth bass) is the source of this 695-nucleotide messenger RNA. Its product is annotated as transmembrane protein 163-like. Lineage: Eukaryota; Metazoa; Chordata; Actinopteri; Centrarchiformes; Centrarchidae. Gene Ontology annotation, molecular function: zinc ion binding. Gene Ontology annotation, cellular component: synaptic vesicle membrane. The annotation marks the transcript as partial. The record is from RefSeq and is a predicted model, not a curated record. The transcript has 2 exons.